AUGGGCAAUGACAUGAACGUAAUUGUGUCAGUGUUCAAGACUCCAGAGAGAGUAGUAAUCCAAUUUGACAACAGCAAAAGAAGUGAUAACAUAUCGGUAUCACCGUUGGUAUUACGGGUAACGGGCCCAGUCUCGUAUGCAUCCGAUAAAGUUGUACCUUACAAAUAUAAUGCUUCUAUGAUUGAGAAUGGGCAAAAGGUUCCUCUUCCCGCAACAAAUUCAGUAGUGGUCAUUGUAGAUGUUGUUAAGGUGACCCGAAGUGGUGGUGUAUUUGACCCAGUAACUCUGAAGGUUAUGGAGGAUGUUGUGGUCAGUAAGAAGGCGGAUAUUCCUUUGGUUAAUCCUGUUAAUGCUCCAACUUGUCAGUCUGAAGCACAUAGAGAGGCUUUGCAAAAGGUGCUUGAGCAAGCCUAUGUUGAGCAUGAUGUCACGGUGGAUCAGUUUGAUCAUAUCAUUGCCAAUAUUACUUCGUGCAAUAAUUUGAGUUUCUGCAAUGAAGAGCUUCCCAAGGAAGGCAGGAAUCACAAUUUGGCCCUCCAUAUAUCCAUGAAUUGUAAAGAGGAUGCUUUGCCCAAUGUCUUGGUAGACACUGGUUCAUCUUUGAAUGUGCUACCCAAAUAUACUUUGGCAAGUCUAUCCUAUCAGGGCACACCUAUGAGAUAUAGUGGUGUGGUUGUAAAAGCGUUUGAUGGUUCCCAUAAAACUGUCAUUCGAGAAGUUUACCUCCCAAUUAAAAUUGGUCUGAGUGAUUUCCAUAUUACUUUCCAAGUAAUGGAUAUUCACCCAACCUAUAGUUCUUUAUUAGGUAGGCCAUGGAUUCAUGAGGUUGGUGUUGUCACGUCGACUCUACAUCAGAAACUCAAAUUUGUUAAGAAUGGCAAGCUGGUUAUCGUUGAAGGUGAGAAAGCGCUUUUGGUGAGCCAUUUGUCAUAUUUUACAUAUGUUGAAACUGAAGAAGUUGUGGGAAUUUCAUUCCAAGAUUUAUCUGUAGCUGAUGAGAUUCAGAAGACUAGGGCAUCCAUGUCUUCUCUAAAAGAUGCACGCGAAAUUGUUCAGGAUGGUGACAUAGACAAGUGGGGUCGUGUCAUGGAAGUCAUCGAGAACAAGAUCAGAGCUGGUCUGGGAUUUGAACAAGGGUCGUUCAAAGUAAAUGUCAAGGCUAUGCAAUAA
Messenger RNA from Lathyrus oleraceus (garden pea), 1170 nucleotides. RefSeq lists its product as uncharacterized. The record is from RefSeq and is a predicted model, not a curated record. Lineage: Eukaryota; Viridiplantae; Streptophyta; Magnoliopsida; Fabales; Fabaceae. Bases 1 to 1170 code for a protein of 389 amino acids. Gene Ontology annotation, biological process: proteolysis. Gene Ontology annotation, molecular function: aspartic-type endopeptidase activity. The transcript has 2 exons.